Miscanthus lutarioriparius is the source of this 1311-nucleotide messenger RNA. The record is from the annotation of a GenBank genome assembly. Lineage: Eukaryota; Viridiplantae; Streptophyta; Magnoliopsida; Poales; Poaceae.
AUGGGCGAUCCCCGGGUCCGCACGUCCGCCGUGGCCGCCGGCGAGCUGCGGCCGCCGGAGCUGCCUCUGGACCCGCUCGAGUUCCUCUCCCGCUCCUGGAGCGCCUCCGCCGGGCGCGCGUUCGCGCCCCACCCGCCGCCGACGCCGCCGGCGGCGCCGCGCUCCUCGCGGCCAGCCCCAUCGCGGAGGACGCCGCGAGAUUUGCCUCUUGGGUUCUUGCAGGAAGUGGCGCCGCUCACCUCCGGCCGGCUCUCGCACAGCAGCGGCCCCCUCAACGGCGGCGGCUCCCUCUCCGACAGCCCGCCGGUCUCGCCGGAGAUCGAUGACGCAAAGUACUGCAGGGCGGUCAGCACGCCGAAGCCGCAGGCUUUCCGGGCCGGCAACAAGACGGUCGGCCGGUGGCUCAAGGACCGGAAGGAGAAGAAGAAAGAGGAGACGCGGGCGCACAACGCACAGGUCCACGCAGCAGUGUCCGUAGCGGCUGUGGCAGCUGCCGUGGCUGCAGUGGCCGCCGCGACCGCUGCGGCCUCAGGGUCCGGCAAAGACGACCGCGCGGCGCGCACAGACAUGGCCGUGGCCUCUGCCGCGACGCUCGUGGCCGCGCAGUGUGUCGAGGCGGCGGAGUCCAUGGGCGCUGAGCGGGAGCACCUGGAGGCCGUUGUUGGGUCUGCCGUGAACGUCAGGACGCCCGGUGAUAUCGUCACUGUCACGGCUGCUGCCGCUACCGCGUUGAGAGGCGCGGCCACGUUGAAGGCGAGGGCUCUGAAGGAGGUGUGGAACAUCGCGGCAGUGAUCCCGGUAGAGAAGGGUGCGGUUGGGGGAGGGCACCACCAGAAGCACGGCGUGCCCAAGCAGCAGCAGCAGCACCGCAAGCUGGAGAGCAACGGCAGCAGCAUCAGCGACGUGUCGCUGGAGGAGGAGAACAACUUCCUCGGCAUCUGCAGUCAGGAGCUGCUUGCUCGCGGCACUGAGCUCCUCAAACGCACCCGGAAAGGCGCUCUGCACUGGAAGGUCGUAUCGGUUUACAUCAACCGGAUGGGCCUGGUGAUGGUGAAGAUGAAGAGCCGGCAUGUGGCAGGGACGAUCACGAAGAAGAAGAAAAGUGUGGUGAUCGACGUGUGCAGGGACGUGGUGGCGUGGCCCGGGCGGCACCUGCUGGAGGACGGCGAGCACCGGCGGUACUUCGGCCUGCGGACGGCCGAGCACCGGGUGAUCGAGUUCGAGUGCACCAGCCAGCGGGAGUACGAGAUGUGGACCAAGGGCGUGGCGCGGCUGCUGAGCAUCGCCGCCGAGCGGAAGCGCCUGGCGUGA